Molecule: messenger RNA, 872 nt
Organism: Chlamydomonas reinhardtii
Lineage: Eukaryota; Viridiplantae; Chlorophyta; Chlorophyceae; Chlamydomonadales; Chlamydomonadaceae
Exons: 1
Coding region: 55-495 (146 amino acids)
Source: RefSeq, a predicted model, not a curated record
UUGGCGGGAUUCGAACCUGUGACAGCAUCUCACUAAGGGCCAUAUGUCGUGCGGAUGGGCAGGCGGUACGGCUGCAGCCACCAUGGCAACCGUGUCCCAAGAUCAGAUGUGCAGCAACGUAGCAACUGCCUGUUCGGGCGCGUUGACGCCUUCUUCUUCAAGUUCGAAAUGAAUCAGCGCGGAGAGCUGCACGUGCACGGCUGUAUCUGGCAGCCCGGGCUGCAGCCAGCACGCCUGCGAAAGGCGCUAGCGGACCCGCGGAGUUGUCCCGACGUGCUGGACUUCCUGGAGUCCGUGCAGACGCAGUGGUUUGCCUCACCGCUGCUGUUCAGCGGCGGCGAGCGACCGGUCCACGCUCAGAAGCUCAGCACCGAGCAGCUGCAGGAGGUGGCUGAGGCGGCUGGCAGCGAGCGCUUGACGGAGCUGCAGCGGGACGUUCUCAGUCAGGUGCUGGCAGGGGUGCGGGGUGGCCAACUCGGCCCAUGUGAUCGGUAACGGUCGGCAACCGCCCCCAAUUCCCAGUUGCGACCAGGCCCCGGCCCGAUUUCUUUGCAUAGACCUAUAAGGAGUACCCCAUAGAAGACCCCUGGCGCGCCGGGCGACUAUAUGACGGUGGUCGAAAACAUGCUUGCCGACGCAAAUUGGAACCUCGGCUUGGAGGCAGGGAGAGCUGCGCGAUAGCAACCUAUGGACCUGUAUUACAUUGGAGUUCUGAAGCAGCUUUGUUUCAGGACUUCGGGGGCCUACUACAAGCAGGGAGGGGCUUCCAUGCGACCGGCGAGGUGCAAUUUCGAGCCGGAGUUCAAAAGCAAGACUGCGCAAUAGCAGGCGCCAGCGCUGCUUUGAUACUUGACAUGUAACAACCAAUUUGG